Messenger RNA from Armigeres subalbatus, 796 nucleotides. Its product is annotated as chymotrypsin-2-like. NCBI's taxonomy places the organism in Eukaryota, Metazoa, Arthropoda, Insecta, Diptera, Culicidae. Gene Ontology annotation, molecular function: serine-type endopeptidase activity. Gene Ontology annotation, biological process: proteolysis. The transcript is spliced from 3 exons. Bases 1 to 753 code for a protein of 250 amino acids. The record is from RefSeq and is a predicted model, not a curated record.
AUGUAUAAGGUUACCUUCAUUCUUUUUAUUUCUGCCAUUGCAUUGAUCCAUUCGGCACCAAAUUCGAAAGAUAUGGACCAAACGGAUCCCGUUCUGAACGCUCCCUUCCAGGCAUCGCUUCGUUCACUGCCAGUUAGCAUACACUUUUGCAGUGGGUCAAUUCUGUCCGAGCGUUGGAUCCUUACGGCAGCUCACUGUGUCCAGGGUCGAACUAAAACAAGUUUCAAGAUAGUCGUUGGAAGUUACACGUUGGAUCCGAAAGGAUUGGAAUACGAUGUGGAUGAUCUUCAACUGAACCCAAGUUUUGAUCCAAUUUUCUACGAAAAUGAUGUGGCUCUCGUGAAAACGGCUUCUAACAUAGAAUUGAGCAGCGAUGUUCAGGUGAUCAGUUUACCAGGAGUGGCGUCCCCGGCCGGUGAACUUGUGGUUCUUACUGGAUGGCGAUCGGAUAUCGAAGAAGAAACCCCCAACGACAUGCAGAUGGCCCGCAAGGUUACGCUUGCGAACGACGAGUGCCGGCAAAUUCAUGCCGACGGUGAUUCACAUGUCCAUAUCUACGAUUCCAGUAUAUGCGCUCGUCCGCGAAUGACCGGGUGUUACUGUAUUAUCGAUGCCGGUGCCCCACUGGCUUCGGAAGAUAACGUACUGGUGGGUGUGUUCUCACUAUCAGCUGGCUGCGGGCGUAUGCUGCCCGCUGUCUAUACCCGAGUUCAAAGCUAUCGCAGCUGGAUUUCGACGAUAACGGGAAUCUAAACUGUGUUCUUUAAUUAGAAGCCAACUGUUGCCAAUUGUGACC